AUGAAUGGGACUUUGAAAGCCUUGGCCCACAUCGGUGCGCCCCUGGUUCUUUUGCAAAUGGUCUGCCUUAUCUACAAGAGCAACUCUACCAUGUGCAUGAAUAUCGACAUGGUUGAAUAUUUCGCUGGAUGCAUGGCUGUCACCAAAUGCUGGUCGCGCUGUGGCUUCAUUUCCUGCCCCUAUGAGAUCAAGUUGGACAACUCCAUGAUGGACAUUUUGUCCCCCAUUGGGUUUGCAGUGGCGCUGACCAUGGCCCUUCGUUUGAGACGCGGUGGAUUUUCGAUCCUAGCGACUGUAUGCGCAUGGUCCUGCAUGCGGCGGCUGACCACGUUGGUCAAAGAAUGUGAUGGUGAAGGUGUGUGGGGUGCCAUGGCGAGUCCUAAUGGUGUGGCUUUGCCUAAACCCGGAGAGUUUGUCACGCCACAGGCCCGGGAUGAAAUCACUGUGACAAUUGAGGAGUUCUUUGAUCCGGCUAGAUACCAUGGGAGAACAGUUGGAUUGCCACCAUUGCUUCCCCCGGAACCUAUGACCGACCUCACUCCGGAAAACAUCCAGCGAUUCUUUGAUCAAUCCACCUACCAUGGGAAAUGUUGUGGCCUACCACCAAUGGGACCCAGUAUUUGCAAGCCGGGUUUGACCAAAGAUGUGCUUACUCAAUUUUUUGAUGUCAAUUCAUACCGUGGGCAGAAGCGGCCAGCCGAAGCUUCGUCGGUGCAUCCCGCUGCUAAAGCCCGUAUGGGGAAAGUGGAGUUGCUAGAGAAGUUCAAGCUGGCUGCUGAACUCAAUGGAUUUAGCUUUGAUGAGAUCAUGGGCGAGCUAUCAACCAGAUCCGCGGGCAGUUCAGCCACUACUUCGAUUCUUGGGGGACCUCCUGGAGAAGCUGGUGUACCUGCACCUGAGCCUGAGCCUAGUGAUGGGGACCUAGAAGCCUUGGAGAGAGAAGUAGAAUUAGAGCUUGAUGCCGUGAUGGCUUCACCUGAGUUCAACAAAGUGCCUGAACCUGAACCCACCGUUGUGCCCAAAGCACUGCCACCAGCCCCAGCCGCAAAGACCGAAGUGACUGGGAAUUUGGCACUGGGGUUAGAGGAGGGGAUCACACCAACUGACCUGUAUGAUGCAAGGGUCGAAGAAAUGAUCACCACAAGGUUCGGCAAACUUGAUGAAGCACAGUUUGAAGCAUUGUUCGCAGCAGCCCCAGUGCACCCGGAGUAUGAGAGCUACUGUCGGGCAGUGAAACUUGAAGUGGGUGGGGAUGAUGUUGACUGGGAGUUUGGAAGGGACGAACCUUUCCUUGACAUGGUUGGGUUACAUAGUUGGGCAUUUUCCCGUCAACAAUUGCGUGACCGUUUGGCUUUGGGGGAGCUACCAGCAAAAGACACAAGCAAGGCCCCUAGCAUUGCCUGUCCAGCUGUUCACCCUUCACAGCUUCCCAAGGCCACUGCAGGUGUUCACCCUUCGCAGCUUCCAACAGCAAGCAAAUCAUCCCCCGUUGCAAAGCCACCAGCAACCAGCCCAGCACUUGCAGCCCCUGUUGCAAAGCCACCAGGCCCAGCAACAAGCCCAGCACAUGCAGCCCCAGUUGCAAUGCCAUCAGGCACAACAAGCCCAGAACUUGCAGCCCCUGUUGCAAAGCCACCCGGCCCAACAACAAGCACAGCACAUGCAGCGCCAGUUGAAACGCCAUCAGACACAGCAACAAGCCCAGCACAGGCAGCCCCAGCGACCCCAGCAGUCCCUGCACAGCCUACAAGCAUCCUUCGCAGGAGUGUUGCCUUUGUUGAGUCACCAACGGUAGUCCCAGCAGCAGCCAGCCCUGAGGCAAGCAAGGCACCAAGUCUUGCAACUGUGGAGGCCAGCCCUGAAGCAAGCCCACCCCCUCCACCGCCCGAACCUAAGAGCACAGCAGUGCCACCGCCCCCAUCCGCACUGUCAAACCAAGUGGAUGCCAUCACUGACAAAGUUAAAGAAGACAAUGGACCGAACUCAGUGACCCAUCGCCCAGAAUACAUGGCAUAUCUGAGAGCGGCCAGGAACCCCUCGAAGAUGUCCAAAGAACUGAUUCCCAUGUUUCGGUCGGACCAGAAACUAGAUCUUUUCAGGAUCUGGUUACAAAAAGGAAAGGAUUUUGCAAGGUGUGCAGUGGAAAUUCGCCGCAGAAACCUGCAGUCCCAAAGCUCCAAGAGCAAAGAUAGUUGCAUGAACCGGCAGCAGCUAGAAACCUGUGGGAAGUACACCAAGGACGAUGUUGAUGACCUCAUUAGAAGAAAGACGAUGGCAGGGCAAUACAUCUCAGACCCCAAUUUCCCAACACGGGAAGACUUGCGCCAAUACAUCAUCCACCAAGAAACCAGUGCAGAGGUGGCACGCACAAGGGAAGAUUCUCAGGAUGUUACCAGCCGAGUUGAUGUUGACAACACUGAAGCUUUGGCCCUUACAGAGGAGGGGUGUGACUUUGCUGACAACACAGGGCCUACCAUCCAUGGCCUGAUGAGUGAGGGAGGUGUGGGUGUUGGAGAACCUGUGGUGACUGGGGAUAGGGGUGGCAAGGGCGGUCGCCAUGGGAGGGUGCCCAAGGGACGAGGACGGGGUCGGGGCAAAGGGGGGGAUGGGGACCAAAGCAGAGAAACACCUGACCCUGACAAGCUCCCUACCCCUUUGGCGAAAGCCACAGCGUUGAAGAGCAAAGUGCUGAAAGAAGCCGAGGAGGCCAGGAGCCUAUGUGUUUCGAUUGAGACAUUGGAGUGCUCUGGCGAGCUUGUGCAAGCCCUGCAGCAGCAUUCCACUUCUAUGACGGAUCUUUUCAGACAGCUGAACAAGUUGACCACUGACGGGUGUGAUGACAUGACCAAGUACCAGCCCCUGUUUGACCAAGCCGCCCAGUACAGCACAUGGUAUGUGAAACGUAAGAAGGUUGCCAAUAGCAUGAAGCAGGCAGCGACCAGCGCUCCUUUCAAACGCCGGCGCAUCAAUGAUCCUGGCGACAGUGAGUUGGCAAGGCAAUUGAUUUGGGACGUGUCAAGGGGCGAUACUUGGCCUUGUGGUAUCAAGGUGAUUGUAGACUGCAUCGCGUGGGAUUGCAAAGCUUUGUUGAGCGGACGCUUCGCAGAGGUAGACCAAUACGGAAACCGACUCAGAGGAAUUCGUGGACAGAGAGCAAACACCCUCAUCGCAGGGGGAUGGCGGGGGGGUUUCGAGUCGUAG
This is a messenger RNA of Cladocopium goreaui, 3201 nucleotides long. NCBI's taxonomy places the organism in Eukaryota, Dinophyceae, Suessiales, Symbiodiniaceae. The record is from the annotation of a GenBank genome assembly.